Messenger RNA from Gadus morhua (Atlantic cod), 1061 nucleotides. RefSeq lists its product as uncharacterized. The transcript has 3 exons. Lineage: Eukaryota; Metazoa; Chordata; Actinopteri; Gadiformes; Gadidae. The record is from RefSeq and is a predicted model, not a curated record. Bases 71 to 850 code for a protein of 259 amino acids.
UUGAAACGAGGCGAGGGAGCAAGAGGCUCCGUGAGCCUCAGUCUGUGUCUUGGAUGCCAAUGACAGCACCAUGAGUGGAGCCCAGGAGGAGAUGGCUGCCGCUACUGCUGCACAGACCUCCUCUCUGGACGUCAGCAGCGCCGCUCUUGGUCUGCAGGACAGAACCCACACGGCCCUCUUUGAGUUUCGAGUGUUCAACAUCACUGUCGCCGUUCUGGCCUUGUGCAUCCUGGUGUUCACCGGUCUGUACUGCAUCACCGUCUGCUUCAACCGCAACAGGCAGUGGAAGCGCGCCCACGCGUACGAGAGCGCGGUGACCCGAGGGGAGCCGGUGGACCCCGUGGCGGUGCGGGCCGUGAAGAGGUCCACCAGCUUCAUCAACCCCUUCGCCCUCUUCAGGAGGCCCGAGGCGGAGCGCGACAAGGCCCGGAUCUACUACAUCUACAGCAACCCGCUGCCGGUCGGCCUGGAGGAGGAGGAGGAGGAGGAGAGGGAGCGGGAGAAGAGGCUGGAGGAGCGGAGGGAGCAGGAGGAGAGGAGGCUGAAGGAGGGGGAGAGGGAGCCGGACAAGAGGCGGGAGGAGACGAGGAAGGAGAAGAGGGAGCAGGAGAAGAGAGAGCAGGAGAAGAGGAGGGAGAGGGAGCAGGAGAAGAGGCUGGAGGAGACGAGGAAGGAGAAGAGGGAGCAGGAGAAGAGAGAGCAGGAGAAGAAGAGGGAGCAGGAGAAGAGGCAUGAGGAGGAGGUGAAGGUGAAGACUGUCCUGUCUCAGUCGCUGCUGAUCCGGGAGUAUGCCCAGGACCCGAACAGUGGGGUCACCCUGGACCCGCCCAUGUUUUACAUGCAGCUCUAGAGACACCGGGGGAACAUCGGACCCCUCGAGAGGCUUGAUACCGCGUGAAACACACCGAUCUGAAACGUGAAAUGCACAUCUCGGAGCAUCGUUUCCAGGAACCCCUUUUGAGCGAGGCGGCCGUUCAGACCGACCCCGGUCACAACCCAAGCCGAGUCGACGGGGGAGCGCUUUGUAGACAUGUUGUAGCGAAAUGACCUCAGAGGCAGCC